AUGGCAAUGAAGAAGUGGCACAUCCUGCUGCAAUCCUCACCUGGCCAAAUUAUGCAGAUGACAACUAUAGCAAUUAUUGUCAUGUCUUGGACACUCUAUGAUAGAGCAGUUGUUGAAGUGCCUCCAGUCAGGAUGAAGAGCACCAUGAAGCUUGCAGGGCUAAGACUAGAUGUUUCUGCAUCCGCGUCAAUGUCUGCACAUUCCUCAGAUGCCAGCAUAUUUUUUUCUAGAUUGCGUAGUGUGCCAUUUUCAGAUAUGUUCAGUAGGGCUUGGUUUACACUACGAAGCAGUGGAGAACCAAUUGGAAAUACCUGCAAAGACAUUGCAACUGAGUAA
This is a messenger RNA of Sphenostylis stenocarpa, 336 nucleotides long. NCBI's taxonomy places the organism in Eukaryota, Viridiplantae, Streptophyta, Magnoliopsida, Fabales, Fabaceae. The record is from the annotation of a GenBank genome assembly.